AUGAGUUACUCGGGGAAGGACGACUCCUGCGACCGACUCCUCCGGGAGCUGUCUGCCAUCCCGGACAGGCCGUCUUCGACGAGGCCCGCUGCGCCGACGUCGAGGCCCGUUGGGACUCCGAGGAAGAACAAUGUGAGACUUGUUGUCAAGAGCACAGAGCACGACUGCCUAGGCCGGUCGAUUGCCCCCGACUCGCUCUCAAUCUGGGUGCACCACAUGACGGGUAUCCAUUACCACCCGGAUAAGUUCAAGCUCGCUGGAUCCAGUAUCACUACCCCAGGAAACGCAGUUACUGCCGGGGGUAGCAACGGGAUGUACGACCUCUACAAGGCUACCGCCGAAUGA
Colletotrichum orchidophilum is the source of this 345-nucleotide messenger RNA. Its product is annotated as FAD binding domain-containing protein. Lineage: Eukaryota; Fungi; Ascomycota; Sordariomycetes; Glomerellales; Glomerellaceae. Gene Ontology annotation, molecular function: flavin adenine dinucleotide binding. The record is from RefSeq and is a predicted model, not a curated record. The coding region runs from base 1 to 345 and encodes 114 amino acids. The transcript has 2 exons.